This is a messenger RNA of Ochlerotatus camptorhynchus, 1141 nucleotides long. Its product is annotated as angiopoietin-4-like. Bases 89 to 1141 code for a protein of 350 amino acids. The transcript has 2 exons. The record is from RefSeq and is a predicted model, not a curated record. NCBI's taxonomy places the organism in Eukaryota, Metazoa, Arthropoda, Insecta, Diptera, Culicidae.
UCGUGCAGAACUGUGUUGUUGUUGUUGUUGUUGUUGUUGAUGUUGUUGUUGUUCUAGAACGAGAGAGCGCGAGAGAGAAAGAGCGAGCAUGAAGUCGUUCCUGGUGAUCGUUCUGUUCGGGACGAUCCUGUACCUGCAGGGAGCGGUUCCGCAGCGGGCCACACAGCCCCGCCAGGCGCUGGUCGAGGUUAACGCCAGCGAGUACAACGAGUUCGACAUCGAGCACUUUACGUUGAAGAUCGAACAGCUGGACAUGCGGAUGAUGCGGUUCGAGUUGAACGUCCAGAAGAAGGUGGAUACAGUUGCUAGCUUGCUGCAGAAUCUGGUGCACGUGAUCGAUAAUCUGGCAUGGCACAUCUCCGAGACGGAACGGUCGGCCAACAAUGCCGAACACCAGCUGCGGGUUAUUGCGAAGAAUUUGACCCUGCUGCACAAGGAGAUGAGGGAUCUUGCAAUAGCCCAGCAGCGUCUACCGACGCGGAAUUACUUCGACGACGCCAUGAUGAUGAUGAAGGCUACGGCCAACUGCGACGGCAACGGCGAUCUGAUGCAGUUGGAGCAGAUGCAGAUGCAGAUGAAUAAUAAUAUUCAGUCGACGGAGAAGCCACCGCCGACGAUUCUGGAGGCCUGCGAUCAGCUUCCGGAGGGUAGUCGAAGUGGCGUUUGGGACGUGCAACCGGACGGGGAAUUCAGCAAGCCGAUUCGGGUGUACUGCGAAAUGACCUUCCAGGAGGGAGGAUGGACCGUAUUCCAGUACCGGUACGAUGGGAUGGUCAACUUCUACCGGGACUGGGACGAGUAUCGGUUCGGGUUCGGCAAGAUGGACGGCGGAGAGUUCUGGCUAGGCUUGGAACGUAUCCAUCAGCUGACCUAUUCGGCUCCGCAUGAACUGAUGAUCCUGCUGGAGGACUUCGAUGGCAAUACGACGCAAGCGCACUAUGCCAACUUUGAAAUUGCCAGCGAAACGGAACUGUACAAGGUGACCAAGAUCAACGGCUACAACGGGACGGCUGGGGACUCGAUGAGCUACACCCUGGGGGCGUACUUCAGUACGUUCGACGAGGACAACGAUACGCACGAUGAGAACUGCUCCGUCAAAUACCAUGGAGCCUGGUGGUACAGGAAUUGCCACUCGAGGUAA